AUGUCUGUUUCUAGUAUAAAAAACUAUAAUACAACAAAAAUACUCAAAAAAGCAAAAGAACUAAUAGAAAAUAUUAUUAACAAUAAUAUGUCAGAAAAUAAAAUUAUUGUAAAAUAUGCUAAAAAUAAUCUACAAUGCUUUAUAAAUAAUUCUUAA
Cetraspora pellucida is the source of this 156-nucleotide messenger RNA. The record is from the annotation of a GenBank genome assembly. NCBI's taxonomy places the organism in Eukaryota, Fungi, Glomeromycota, Glomeromycetes, Diversisporales, Gigasporaceae.